UUAUUUGCUUGACAACAUUGACUUGACAAUUUACCUGUCAUGGACGAUUAGUGGGUACUGGUAGGAGUUAUUUAUUAGUGCAGACUGUUCAGGUCCUUAGAAAACUGAUUAUUUUCAUCUAAAUAUGUUAUAACAUCUUAAAUAAUAACUGAUUACAGCGUUCCCUGAGCAUUUUAAUUGUAUCUAUUAUUGUUUAAAUAUUGUCAAAACUUACUCGUAGAUAAGAAUACUAGUCAUUUGAAAAUAUUGUGAUUAUGGUGAUAAUGGCCUACCGUGUUUUAUUAGUCUUUAUUUUAGCAAUAAUAUGUGUGAGGACCGAGGAAGAAGCAGCUACGCGAAUGUCAAGAUCAGAACGCCAGAGUUUAAAGGAGGAGGCGCGAAAAAUGUUCUAUCAUGCAUACGAUGCCUACAUGGAGAACGCCUACCCUGCUGAUGAACUAAUGCCGUUAAGCUGUAAAGGACGAUGGAAGGGCAUCACGCCGAGUCGAGGUGACAUGGAUGACGCUCUCGGAAACUUUUCCCUGACUUUGGUGGACAGUUUGGAUACGCUGGCCGUUUUAGGGGAUUUCUCAGAGUUCAGUCGCGCCAUCAAGCUCGUCAUCAAAGAUGUCACUUUCGACCAUAACAUUGUUGUUUCUGUGUUUGAAACUAACAUUAGAAUGCUCGGGGGAUUGUUGUCAGCCCACGUAUUGGCCACCAACUUGAAAAACGAGGUGCCCGCCUUGCAGUGGUAUAAUGGGGAACUGCUUGCAAUGGCGGAGGAUUUGGGCAAGAGGCUAUUGCCAGCUUUUAACACGUCCACUGGGAUACCACAUGGGAGAAUAAACCUUCGGCAUGGCAUGCGAGGGAUGUCGGAAUCCCGAGAGACGUGUACGGCGUGUGCAGGCACCAUGAUCCUCGAGAUGGCAGCACUGUCACGUUUAACAGGCAAUCCUGUGUAUGAGCAAAAGGCACACAAAGCUAUGGACAGGCUGUGGAAGAUUAGGCAUAGGACAUCUGAUCUGAUGGGCACUGUAAUAAAUAUACAUUCCGGUGACUGGGUUCGCAAGGACGCUGGAGUUGGAGCUGGUAUUGAUUCCUACUACGAAUACUGCCUCAAGGCUUACAUCCUACUCGGCGAUGAAAAAUACCUGGCCAGGUUCAAUAGACACUACAACGCUGUCAUGAAGUACAUCAGUAGAGGCCCAGUUAUGCUGGCCGUUCACAUGCACAGACCUCAUUUACAAUCCCGGAACUUCAUGGACGCUCUGCUUGCUUUCUGGCCUGGACUUCAAGUGCUACUCGGUGACGUGCGACCCGCCGUCGAAACACAUGAGAUGCUCUACCAAGUCAUGCAACGGCAUACCUUCAUACCUGAAGCUUUCACUUCCGAUUUCCAGGUGCACUGGGGUCAACAUCCGCUGAGACCGGAGUUUUUAGAAUCCACUUAUUUCCUCCACCGCGCUACAGAAGACGACCAUUAUCUUCAAGUCGGAAAGACUGUACUAAAGGCGUUGCAACAGUAUACUAAAGUGCCUUGCGGGUAUGCGGCCGUUAAUGAUGUCAGAACACGGAAUCAUGAGGACAGAAUGGACUCGUUCGUGUUAGCCGAGACCUUCAAGUAUCUUUACAUGCUCUUUGGCGAAGAUAAAGAUAUCCCCGUAAAACUGGAAGACUAUGUGCUAACCACGGAAGCACACUUUUUACCGCUGUCCCUGGCAACAGACGGUAAAAACACCUCACAAUUAUCAUUGAAAAUUGAUGAUGAAGAUGACGACAAAUACAGAAAGACUUGUCCGAAUACAGCGUCGUUGGUUGCGGAGAAGGUUCGGCGUCCGAUGCGUCAGUUACUUGGUUCAACGUCGGCGCGACCUCCUGCCCGCCUGCGCCCCCUCAACGACCCUCGACAGAUACACACUCUCUCCGAUAUGGGGAUAUCAGUCCUGACACUCCCAGAUGGCAGAGUCCAGCUGCUCUACACUACCUCGACGGCAAAGUCUGCAAAAGACGCCGCGGAAGGGCUUACGUUUAUGCGUGAAAUGUCAAAAUGGAAUUCCAUGAGUGAUAUAGAGAAUGGCGUCGUUCCAGCAGGCGUGAAGGUCCAUGACAAGAUCUUCCCUGCCGGGCCGGGACAUUUCGGUAAAGAGAUCACUGCUAAUACCCAGUACGUUAACUCUGUCGCUUUCGUCAUUCCACUAGAUGCUUGCUCACCCAUUGAAAACGCAAAAGUAGUUGAAGGCAAGUUUGGCAUUGCCAAACGUGGACAAUGCACUUUCGCACAAAAAGUACGGCACAUGCAAAAUGCUGGCGUUACUUUAGCUAUCAUCUUCGAUAAUAUACCAGACUCAACGCAUGAGAGUACAGCCUUGUUUGCAAUGUCUGGCGAUGGGAAAGAUGACAUUGAAAUACCCGCUGUGUUUUUAUUCUCGCAAGAAGCUCGUUACCUUUUCGAUAGUUACCUGGAUAAUCGAGAAAUGAAAGUGACAGUGGGCGAGUUGAAAGCGAUGAAAGCACAAUACGAAGACGUAUGCGACGAGGGUAAUUGUGAAACUGUACUGGAAACACCCAAUGUAUCAAACGACAAAGUGUCAUUCGAACAUCUUAAAAAAGUUCUGAGUCAGCUGGCGACGCAGUUCGAGUUAUCGUUAUCCAAUGACGAACAGAAAACUUGUAGCGACGAAUCAGAGGACGUUGUUUCGACAAAGGACAAACAAUCUAGCGAAGACGGUAGUAUAGAGGGCCCUCCUAGUUGUUCUGCAAAGAUUGACACAAACAACUCGAAGGAAUCGAGUAAACCAGUUGUUAAAGACAAUGUGGAAGAUAUAGAGAACAAGUCUGAUAAAAAGGCAGAGGACGGUUUUUGACCAUUGGAAGUUAGCGAUGUGCAAAGGAUUGAUACAAAACUUACGGUAACCUUGCCUUACAUUAUGUGAUGGUUCUAAGUGAAAUACUGUAAAAAACUCAGGCAUUGUAUUUGUGGCUAGCAAUAACUAUUCAGAGACGCUGUCAACGGAGAUUUCUAAGCUCGGUACCCAGAUUUUUGUAUAAGUUUUAAAGUCUGAACUUACUUCUAUAUUUAGGCACUGGUAAACUAUAGGAAAGUCUGUAACUCUAAUUAGAGAAUUAGUAAAUAACUUUUGAACUAUUGUACAAAAGUUAAGGGAAUGUUUCGUAUAUUCUACCAAUCGAACGUCAAUGUAUCAUAAUAUAAUAAAUAUUAGUUUAAAUUUCAAUAUAGCCGUAUCGUAAUUUUAUACUAUACCUAUAAUAAAAUUGGAAUAGGUGUACACAACGUGCAAAUUUUAGUGAUCAAUGGCAAUACUAGGCUCAAGUGUCUUGAUUAUGAAUGUUGUAUAAUUUAAUUAAUAUACAAAUAGAAUUUAUAAUUCUAUUUUAAAUAUAUUUUAUUGUAUAUGUUCUGGCCCGUGGCCCAAGAACUAGGAACAAAAUAGCUAGGCAUAAUAAUGCUAUUGCCAGAUUGAUAAUAUUGCCUGAACAAUAAUUAUUAACAAACUUGCUUGCAUUGCAGUUACGUACGUGGCUGUUUGAUUUUAAUACUUGCCGGAAAAAUGCAUCAAAUUGUUGUACCACCUUUUUAUAAUUUCCGACGCCCAUUUUCUAUUUAUUUAGUCUUUUUUACUACGACAUCAAUGAUGUCUUGUCUUUUAUACUUGCUAGUUUUACUUUACAUGCUACUGUCUGUAUGUAGAUAUAUUUAUUUUUAUUUAUACUAUCAUUUAAGUGCUGCAAUAAUAUGUAUUUAAUAUCGAAAUAGAAUAUAUAUAUAAAUUCAGGCGAAGCCACGUGUAGUUUAUCAAUAAAAUAUGUUUUUUAUACAAGUUAUGUAGUAUAAUUAUAAAAAAACACGAUAGUGUCAGUACAACUACAUUGUGAUGUAAAUACUAUAAACAUGAAAAUGUAAAUUACAUCUAACAUCAAUUUUAUGUAAAUAAUAUCAUAGUUGUACUACAAUGUAUAAAACUUUUGUACAUAUUGUUCGUAAGGUAAAUAAUUUUAUAUCCGUUUCACAUAGGAAGGGUACGGUGACGCUUAGUGUUUUCAAAAACUAGGGAUAUUAGAUAUGAUUCUAAAAAAUAUCGUAAUACAAAUAUCGGACGAACAUCGUUACGAAAUUGUCACAGGUCGAUUCUCUGAUUGGCUAAACUUUUAUUAAGAAUCUACUAUUCUUG
Spodoptera exigua (beet armyworm) is the source of this 4169-nucleotide messenger RNA. NCBI's taxonomy places the organism in Eukaryota, Metazoa, Arthropoda, Insecta, Lepidoptera, Noctuidae. The record is from the annotation of a GenBank genome assembly.